This is a messenger RNA of Carcharodon carcharias (great white shark), 2908 nucleotides long. It is a transcript of the gene vsir, whose product is annotated as V-set immunoregulatory receptor. Bases 559 to 1470 code for a protein of 303 amino acids. Gene Ontology annotation, biological process: positive regulation of regulatory T cell differentiation; regulation of immune response; negative regulation of CD4-positive, alpha-beta T cell proliferation. Lineage: Eukaryota; Metazoa; Chordata; Chondrichthyes; Lamniformes; Lamnidae. The transcript has 7 exons. Gene Ontology annotation, cellular component: plasma membrane. The record is from RefSeq and is a predicted model, not a curated record.
UCCACAGAUGCUGCCAGACCUGCAGAGCUUUUCCAGCAUUUUCUGUUUUUAUUUUGCAUGUCCAAUGAGUGUUGGCAAUCCCAGUCUCACUGCACUGAGUGUAGCUCUGUCCUCAUGAUAUGAAGUUGCACAGAGGGGUGUUACUGGCCUGCCAGUGUUCCCCAACCUGUAGGUUAAGCUUGUCCUACCUUUCCAGGCUGGUGGACACAUUUAUAUUAUCUUAUCUCCGUCAAUGGGGUAGAGAAGCAAUCAACUGGGAAUAGGCAGCAACUUAAAUCUUCCAACUUCAAAAACAACCUCUCCUGCUGCCUGUGAGCAGCAAUGCCAAUCACUGAAGCAAGAGCCAAUUAAAACGAGUAUUUUGAUUCCGCCUUCAUGCAAACGCUAGUUUCCAGUUCCUUGCAGUGUUUUAGUUCACAGUCAGUAACAUAAGGAUUCGCCCUCAGACUCAGCUUGAAGUCGUGCCAAGAGCUUGCACAGUAAACAUCACCGGAGAUUUCUCUUUCUGACUGUUGCACACUCACACACGCAAGGAAGUUAGCAGAUGAAAGGAGAUUGAUGCAGGGAGGGAGGAAGCUAAUAAUGGAUAUUCAGAGCAAGAUAACCCGAUUCUUCGUCUGGACUGUCAUCCUGCUUCUCAAUACUGUUACACAAGAUCAGGCGACAGUGCUGAAGGUAUCGAGUGAUCACGUGGUCUACACAUGCCCAGAGGGACUGAAUGUCACCUUUAGGUGCAGCAUCUCUGGACACCUAAAGGAGAGGCAUGACUUCUUGGCCAAGUUAUGGUACUUCAGCCGCAGCAAGAACACCGCAUGCAAAGAGAAGGUUCAUAUCCGGAACACCUCGGUCAAAUGGGAGACCUACAAUCAGUACAAGGGCCAAGGAGUCUACAUGAGCUCAGAUCACAAGGGCAUGUUCUGGGUCACACUGAUCAACCUGGUGCCAGACGACGAGGGAGUUUACUGCUGCAUUGUAGAUGAGCUGCACAGAGUGAAAGAAAACAAACACCACCCAAAAAUUCAGUUGACUGUGCACGGGACCAUGGAGCUCAAGGUCACCCCUGGAAAUGGAACUCACACCUCUGAUCAAAAGUGCACUUUUCAUGAUGCAAGUGCAGAGUCAGGCACGGAAGCCACAGCUGCUGCACUGGCCACCAUGGGAUGUGUGAUUGGCAUCUUGUCACUGCCCUUGAUUAUGCUCCUCAUUUACAAACAGAGGCAGGGUGCAGCCACCCGGAGAAGAGCCCAUGAGCUUGUCCGGAUGGAUAGUGAGGCUAUAGGUGUGGAGAAUCCAGUAUUUGAGGAAAUUCCAGCUCAAAAUUCAGAAGUGAAACCAAGAGCACCAGGCAUCACCCGACUUCAAUCAGAAUCUGAUCGCCAUCUCCUCUCUGAACCCAACACUCCACUUUCUCCUGAGACAGUGCCACGCUUCUUUCCAGUACUGGAACUAGUGCCCGACUCCCCGAAGUGAUGCAGGCAUAAACUGGCAUGUGCCACGUUUGGGAUCAUGGCUGUUGUGGCAGAUGACUAGAAAGGUGAUACCAUCUGACAGAAAACAAUGAUGAACAGACACAAAACGAAAUGCAUUCCACUCAUGUAACUUCCAGCAGUUUUAUGUAAAAAUCAGGCUAUGUUGGAAAUCGCCAACAGUUAGUAUUACCGCCAAUACAUUUAAGUAUAUUGGUGUUAGUUGGCUAAAUUGCUUACAAAGCUAAUUAAGCAAUUAGCUGAUGUAAUGUGUGUCUGCCUACGCAUGGAAUAUCUGUACAGAUCUCCUCAGCUGUAAUCUCCCUCCUCCCCUCUUGACCCGCAAUAACCAGAUGUGAACAAUCACUGUCUAACACUUGACUCAUUUGGACCCUCAAAACCCAGAUUCUGAGCCAGAUCCGGUCUCUGUCAGAGAGGCAUGCCUCACAUAAGAACAGGAGAAAUAGGAGCAGGGGUAGACCAUAUGGCUCUUUGAGGCUGCUCCACCAUUCAGUACAAGGAAGGCUGAUCAUUGACCUCAUGCCUGAGAUGAAAAUCUCACAGGGAUGUGCCCCACGGCAGCUGAUGCGGAUGAGUGUGCAUGUGCAAGUGUACAACUCACUGCUUUCAAGGAGAUGAUUUAAUUAUGUCAAAAAAUGCUCUUCCAAACAAGCACAUUCCUGCAUAGCAACAGUAUUUUGUCAGAACUACCUCUCUAGGAAAUUUUAGUCUUCUGUCACUGGCUUUUGUGUCGUCAUGCCAACAUGAACAAUUUCCACCCAAACACACUCAAGUGGGUUGGGAAGGGAGGAGGGGUUGGGAAGAGAUGAAUAACUUGGUCCAACACCUGAGAUCCUGUGAGUUUCUAUACUUAACACAUGACGAAUGAUUCAUUCCCAAAUCUGGUGUAAGCCCCUAGCGUCAGUGAAAAUGCUGGCUUCUAAAUAACUAGUUACUUACCUCACUGAUCAAAUGAAGUUCCAUGUGGAGGUAACUUGCUAAACUUUGACAACAACAGGAGCGCUGUAUUUUUAAAGCCGGCUAUUUCUAUUGUGACAUUGUGGGGUUCGAGUGGUCAGUGUUUCCCAUUUAGCAACAUUUCACUUUCUAGAACAGUCUCCAGUGGGUUGUGCCAUCACAGCUGCAAGUACGAAUUAUUUUCUGUCAGUAUUAUUGUUGAUGUUGGUGGUAACAUUAAUUUUUCUUUUCUAUAUAACCAAAGAGCAAAUUUCAAUCAAUUACAGUGUUUAUGGGUGCUUAGGGUGAAACAGGAUUCCUGAAUGAUUGAGACAAGCACUGAUUAGUUUUAAAAAUCAGAAGUCACUAAAAAUUUUUACCUAGAGCUUGAUGUAGAAAGUUACAGGUAUGUUUAAUGGUUCUGAUCCAGUUUUUGGUUAAAGCUAUCAAUAUAAACCUGAAACAAUGAACCCUUUCUUUUCAAA